AUGCAGCAGCCCUCGCAGCAGCAGGGGCCUCCCCCCCAAUAUAGGGGGCCUCCAACUCAAAGGGGGCCCCCAGGGGGGGCCCCCCUUCGACCAGCGCAGCAGCAGCAGCAGCCGCCGCCGCAGCAGCAGCAGCAGCGCCCGCAGCAGCAAGGGGUUCAGGGUAUGGGGGGCCCCCUCAACAGCCCCCAGAGGCCUGGGGGGCCCCCCUCCAUACGCCCUAUGAGCAGCAUGGGUGGUCCUGCAGCAGCAAAUCCGCAGCAGCAGCAGCAGCAGCAAGGGCUUCAACAGCCUAACCGACCUAACUAUCAGGGGUUCACUGGGGGCCCCCAAAUGGGGGGGGGGCCCCCUCAAAGGGGUCCUUUCCAGGGGCCCCCUGGAGGCCCCCAAAUGGGAGGGGGUCCCCAGCAGCAGAGACAGCAGCAGGGGCCCCCUGGGGGCCCCAUGGGGCCCCGAGGAAUGAACCCAAUGGGGGGGCCCCCUAUGGGGGGGCCCCCAAUGGGGGGCCCCAUGGGGGGCCCCAUGGGGGGGCCCCCUGGGAUGCAGAUGCAAAUGGGGGGCCCCAUGGGGGGACCCCCUAGAGGACCCAUGGGGGGCCCCCCUGGGGGCCCCAUGGGGGGCCCCCCUGGAGGCCCUAUGGGGGGCCCCCCUGGGAGCCCUAUGGGUACAGGUGCUGCAGCAGGAGGAGGUACUGGGGGGCCCCCAGAAAUGAGGGGUCCUAUGCAGCAGGGGGCCCCCGGGACAGGGUACGGUGGAUGGGGGGCCCCCAACAUGAAAGUAGAAGGAGGUAGCAGCAGCAUGGCUUUAAAGCAGCAGCAAAUGCAGCAGAUGCAGCAGCAAAUGCAGCAAGCACAGCAGCAGCAGAUGCAGCAGCAGCAGCAGCAGCAGCAGCAAACUCCUUCUAAAGGCAACGCACCCAGAAUCCCAAUGCACCGACAUAUGAGAAGACACCGC
Eimeria acervulina is the source of this 951-nucleotide messenger RNA. RefSeq lists its product as hypothetical. The annotation marks the transcript as partial. NCBI's taxonomy places the organism in Eukaryota, Apicomplexa, Conoidasida, Eucoccidiorida, Eimeriidae. The transcript has a single exon. The record is from RefSeq and is a predicted model, not a curated record.